Molecule: messenger RNA, 4234 nt
Organism: Lampris incognitus (smalleye Pacific opah)
Lineage: Eukaryota; Metazoa; Chordata; Actinopteri; Lampriformes; Lampridae
Product: ras association domain-containing protein 10-like
Exons: 1
Coding region: 333-1709 (458 amino acids)
Biological process (GO): signal transduction
Source: RefSeq, a predicted model, not a curated record
AGGACGCGUCUCCCCGCUGCGGUGCGCUCAGGAGGGGGCUGUCCUAACAGACCAGUAUACGGUGGUUUGCUGAGGCACCUUCCGCUGUAAUAAUAUGAACGAACGUAAUAUUCAUCCCGGACCACUUUGACGACUUUCCGGUUGCGCAAACUUUGCAGCGCAUUUGAAGUCGGAGUGGGACGUAACAGAGGACUGAGAGGACUUCUCCAACUUGUGACGCGGUCUGGACAAUUCGUUCAUUCGUUAUAUUGGCGUUCCCAUUUAAACGGGCCCCGCGGACAGACUGGAGGGUUCGCUGAGUCAACUUUCCUGUUCAUUAAACGGAGCGGGAGAUGGAGCCGGAGGAGGGCAAGGUCUCCGUGUGGGUCUGCCGGGAGGAGAAGAUCGUCUCCGGGCUGUCGAAGCGAACGACCUGCGCCGACGUGAUCAAAGCGCUGCUGGGGGAUCAGAACCUGCAGGACGGCGCCUCGGCCGCCAUGUUGGCCGGCCCCGCGCGGCGCUACUGCGUGGUGGAGAAGUGGCGCGGGCUGGAGAGGCUUCUUCCGCCCGCCACGCGCAUCCUCCGCCUGUGGACCGCGUGGGGCGCCGAGCAGCAGAAUGUGCGCUUCGUGCUGCUGAGGAGCGAGGCGUCGCUGCCUAGCAACGGCCCGCGCAGCGCCGAGGCGCGCGUUGUGCAAAGCAGAGGCGGCGCGCUGACGGGCGGCCUGCAACAGGACAAGCAGAGGCGCAUCGUCAGGAAGGCCUUUCGGAAGCUGGAUAAGAUGAACAAAAAGAGAGAGGACAGCGUCUCGAAGGACAAGAGCUCUGUGGAGAAAAUGGAGACCUUGGUGCAUUUGGUGAUUUCCCAGGACCACACCAUUCGCCAGCAGAUCCAGAGACUGAAGGAGCUCGACCGAGAGAUCGACAAGUAUGAAGCCAAAGUGCACUUUGACCGAAUGAAAAGACAUGGUAUCAACUACGUCCAGGACACUUACAUGGCAGACUCUGGUACCGACGCUCCGGUCGCCUCAGAUGUAGGCAUUCAGGAGCCGUACGAUGCAGAGGACGCCCUGGCACAGUUUGAGGAGUACGCAUGCAGGUGCGAGGAGGUGGUUCGGCUCCAGGAAGAGCUGACGGAGCGGGAGGCGCUGGUGGAGAGCAUCACCAGCCACAUCCAGGAGGAGCUCAACCAGCGCUGGAUGACACGGAGACGAGAGGAGCUGGCAGGUCAGGACACGGACAGUCUGGCCGACUCGGUGGAUCUCUGCCAUGGUGAGUCCACCAUCACCGUAGCCCGGCCAGAUGCUGAGAGUCUGUCUGAGGACGGCCUGGCCCUGGAGGAGGAGAGAAUCAAAACACAGCUCGACACUAGUUUGUACAUUGGCCUGCGACUCAACACUGAUAUAGAUGCCAUCAGAGGAGACUUGGACCUGAGUCUGGCACUCUGGGAGGCUAAGGAAAAAGAACUGUUGGAUUUAUUGUCGAAAGUUGAAAUGAUGGAGGUAGAACAGACAAACGCCAAUCUAAGUGAAGAUGGGAAGCAGGAGACCUGCAGUGUGGUGACUGUUGAAGAUGAGCCAGCUUCUCUGGAAAAGAACAGCGGCUGGGUGGAGCAGGCCAGAGGUCUGUCAAAGACAUGCAGCACCAACGAUGAUGACUCAGAUACAGGACUUAGCUCCAUGCACAGCCAAGACUCCGAUAACCCACCUGUCUGUGAGUCGCUGGUGUAGUCACACUCGUUGGAAACAUAUUGGACAGUUAUGCAAUAAAAAGCCGCAAACUCAGGGGCAAUCAAAUCAGUGUUGGCAAUACUGGGAAAUGUUGUUUUCUUCCCUCUCUGAAAUGCACCGCAAUAUGGACUCGUAUUCUAUAGCAAUAAUUCCUAUAUGUAGCCUAGUAACUGCACAAUAAGCUACUGAGAAUAGCCUAGAGUAUUAUGAUAAGCCACCUGUACUCGAUAGAAGACAACAUUAGGGCAUACUUACUGGGAAGGUAGUACAAUCUACACCUCUGUGCCAUCACACAGGUGGAGCGUUAGCUGUUAGGUGGAGUGUUAGCUGCAGCAGCUGGGAUGUAAGCUAGCAUGUUGGCCAGGGCCGCAGCUGUAAAGAUAUGCAACCUGAACAAGUUAAAACGUCAGUAUCAUCUUUAAAAUAUCUUAAUGUCAAAUACUGUUCGCCUUCAACCUCUAUACAGUUUGACAAGUUAGCUGUACAAAUAGUGGAACAAGUGUUUAGAUCGAUCAAAAGUUUCUGUGCAGGAGACCAGUUUGUUCACAAAUUGAGCAAACGUAGUGAUUUCAUACUUUGAACAAAGGCAUUCAUUUUCAAUUAUUAUCCAUCAUUGCUCAAUAUUACUAACUUCCUGUCUGUCACAUAGUUUUGCACUUAUGUUGUUGCUGAGUAAUGAGAAGUGAGUACCUGUGAGAUGUGUUGAGGAAGAGGAGCAGUGAGCCCGGCUGUGUGAGAACUGAUGAGGCCAUGUGAAGAUGAUCAGACGGCAUCUCUGGGCUUCAUCAGGCCGGUCCGUAGUCAGAGAUGUGUCUUUAUCCAACACAGUCACAUUUACUAAGUCAUGUCUUGGAAAUAGACAGGGGCCAACAAACUCUUAUUUUAAGUGUUACGGGCUAGCUUAUACAGGAUCAAAACUAAUCAAUAUUGAUAUUGAUAUUGACCGUUUGAGGCACAGAUCAGAACACCCUGUUGUUUCAGACUUGUGGCUGGUUAAGAAGUACACCUCAAGUGAUCAAAGAAGGUUGAAUCAGUUCACCUGGAUACAAUGUUUACAGACAGUCUAUUCUGUCAAUAAACAUUGUAUCCAGAUGAACUGAUUCAACCUUCUUUGAUGUUCCUACAUGGACUAUCGAGCAUCAAGACACACCUCGAGUGCUUGUGAGUGACACAGCUGUGUGGAGGUACAAUCUGGGUCCCAAAAGCUUAACGAAACGACAUGUAUGUUCACAUGUUAAACAACGGACUGUAUCUGGCAUCAGUUCUGCCUUUCUGUUCUGGUCAAAGUGAUCAGGCAUUCUUUUUUUUUUUUAAAUGCAUCGAUGAACACUUUCUAACAGUCAUUUUCAUGUCAAGGUCAAUGUUUCAGGUGUUUAUUUCCAUCACCGCAUGGAGAAGCCCUCUGAAAUUUAGCUGUGAUUUAGGGCUAAACACAUCACUCUGACUGGUUAUUCAGCCUGCACACACACACACACAACACACAGUACUAUACAUGUUCAAGUUCAAGUACUUUAUUUGUCACAUGCACAGAAAUACAAAGUAAAGUAAAACAUGCAGUGAAAUGAAGGGGGGUACUCCAUCUGCCAUUAUGUGAAACAAGACAGGCCUAGAUAAAAGACAAAAGAUACAUUUGUGCUACACUGAAUAAUGUGUGUGUGUGUGUGUGUGUGUGUGUGUGUGUGUGUGUGUGUGUGUGUGUGUGUGUGUGUGUGUGUGUGUGUGUGUGUGUGUGUGUGCAGGUCUUGUGUUGUGCAGACUGUAGAGAGACCAUCCUAGAGGCAGCACGGUAGAUUGUCAGAGUAAACAGCUGUAACUAUGAGUUUUAAGAUGGUUGUGUAGGCUUCCCAGAGUCCUGUACCUGGAAGAGCUUUGAAAUAGGGGAAUUCUUCAAAAAACCCUUUUGAAAUCCUGGAAAUAAACGUCACCAUGACAUGUCACUCCUGAACUGUGAUUCCUGGCUUACACCAUAUGGAAACACAUGGAGGUGCAGGACUAUGAAGGGGAUGAAAAGGAAGAAAUAUAUCAAACACAUAGCAGCAGCCCCUUUCUCUCUCUCUCUCGCUCUCUCUCUCUCUCUCUCUCUCUCUCUCUCUCUCUCUCUCUCUCUCUCUCUCUCUCUCUCUCACACACGCCCCCGGUAACCCAUGAACAAACUCAUAAUAUCUAUUUUGUAAUUUUAUAAGCUCAAUACGAUGAUGCCCAUGUCAACACUCACAGGGUUGUCUGCUGUCAGGUUGUAGAAUGGUAAAUAUUAACCAUUAAUAACUUGUUAAUUGUACCAGGGGCAAUAAAGGACUGAUACUGUAGUUAAUGGGGUAGUAUCCUGCAGCUCAUGCAGCUCAUGUUAAUCUGCUCUGUGUGUGCGUGGCCUAGUAAACUGUAUCAGGAUGUGUGGGCGGGGCUUAGCUGGCGCAAGGCUCUCUGUCCGCUGAUUGGAUGAUUGGACUGACUAUAGAGCCAUGAGGCUUGAGUACCAAGCAAACCAUUCAACAUGGCUGUUGGUGUUGAAAUAAAUAUUAAAAUGA